Molecule: messenger RNA, 963 nt
Organism: Trichogramma pretiosum
Lineage: Eukaryota; Metazoa; Arthropoda; Insecta; Hymenoptera; Trichogrammatidae
Gene: Sec20
Product: vesicle transport protein SEC20
Exons: 3
Coding region: 90-776 (228 amino acids)
Biological process (GO): retrograde vesicle-mediated transport, Golgi to endoplasmic reticulum
Cellular component (GO): endoplasmic reticulum; SNARE complex
Molecular function (GO): SNAP receptor activity
Source: RefSeq, a predicted model, not a curated record
GUAUGCAAAUUUUGCAGCAGGCGUCAACUGCUCGUCGUCCAAGAGACCAGAUUUUGAUUAAAAUUAAUUGUUGAAUUUUUUUUAUUAAAAUGGUGGCCCAAGAAGAAACUUUUGAAUCAGUAACACAAGAAAUUAUUUCCACUAAUCUCGACUUGAGAGUAGUUAUACAGGAUAUUCAAAAUUGUAAUGGUCCAUUAGAAGUUCUAAAUGAUCUUAAUGCUGUAGGAAGGGAAAAAAUAGCAAAAUUAAGAGAAAAUAUAGAACUGUUAGAAAGAAUCACAGAACGACAGCGUGAUGCUAAGAAAAAAGAAUCAUAUUUAGCAGAAAUUAAAAAUUACAGAGCUCAGUUCACUAAAAUGAUGAUAGCAUUUAGAAGAGCAAAUGUGGAUAGUGCCAAUGCAAUAGAAAAGUUGUCCAGAGAAGAACUUUUUAAUGGAUCUUCUGAGCAACAGAGCAUAUUGAAAAAAAGGAGAGAUGCAAAGAGUGCAAUGCAAGCAUCUAACAAAUUAACAGAAAGGCUUUUGUAUAUUUCAAAGAGCCUGGCAGAAACUGCUCAGCGAAGUGACAUUGCUUUGGAUACAUUAGUGACUUCAUCAGAAAAAGUUUUCAAUACCCAGAAAGAAUUGAAACAGCAGCAACAAGUUAUUUUACAAUCUGGAAGGUAUCUAGAUAAAUAUGGUAGGCGUCAGAUCACAGACAAAUUUGUUAUAACUGGGGGAUUUAUAUUUUUUCUCGCAUGCGUAUUUUAUGUUUUAAAUAAAAGAUCAUUCUUUUAAUCUCAAUUCGUAGUUAAAUUUACAUUACUGAAUCAAAUCAAGAUUAAAUUGUUUAAAAACUUCAAUUUUAUUCGUUAUUAAAAUUCAAGGAUUUUAACUAUCUACAUGCAUGAUAUUAUAAAAAUGAAAUAGGGAAUUAAUGUAAUUUAUAUUUUUUUAAAUUUCCCUGUACAGAAUUAAAGUCAAA